Molecule: messenger RNA, 979 nt
Organism: Panicum hallii
Lineage: Eukaryota; Viridiplantae; Streptophyta; Magnoliopsida; Poales; Poaceae
Exons: 6
Coding region: 99-764 (221 amino acids)
Source: RefSeq, a predicted model, not a curated record
ACAAGUCAAUUCACACUCAAUAUUCAUCAGCAACUCUUCUACCCGUCUGCUCCUCCUCGAUCGAUCUGCGGCUCUCCUCCCGGCCGUGUCGUCGUCGCAUGCGACCAUCCCUGCUGCGCCGCUUCACGGCCACCUCCGCCGCCGCGCGAUCCCUGCCGCUGCAGCCGGCGCCGACGACCGCCGGCCUCUCGGCGUUGCUGCACAAGCACGAGCAGGGUUUCUCCACGGCCAUGGACAGCGGCGGCUUGCACGAGAAGGCGCCGCCGCCGGCCGGGGGCGUCGCAGAGCGCAUCUUGCCGCAUCUCCUCAACAUGUACGGAUCGUGCGCGACGGCCCGGGACUUCGAGAUAUACGCGCCAGAAGCGACGUUCGAGGACCCGCUCAUGCGCGCUCACGGGGUGAAGCAGAUCAAGUCCUCAUUUUACGCGCUCCCAAAGGUGUUCGGGGAAUCCAAGAUCGUGGAGUACACGGUGCACGAGAAUCCCACGGGGCCGGGCAAAGCCGAGAUUCUGAUCGACAACAAGCAGCACUACAAGGUGUUCGGCAAGCCGGUGGACCUGACGACGCUCAUCAGGCUCCAGGUCGAGGACGGCAAGGUCGUCAGGCACGAGGACUGGUGGGACAAGAAGCCUCUGAAGAACCGGGAGACGGUGGGGUUCCCGCUGGCGGGGCGGAUCGCGGAGGCUACCCGCCGGGGAGCCAUGCUGCUCACCCACGCCCUCAUGGGAUUCGGCAAGGACCCACCAACCACAGCCUCCUCCUGAUUUACUGUUGUGAUUAUUGCUACUGCUACAUACAUCAAUAAUCGAAUAAUCUGCUAUUGCCCUGUCCAGUAGUGUCAUUUUGCUUGUCUCAAGCCACUGUAUGUAAUGUCGUACCUAUAUACUAGCAAGGACCGGACCAAACAAGGGAAUGAAGCAGAUGUGCUUUUGGUUUUAGCACUACAAAGUAUAAGGGGAAAAUAGGUGUUUUGGUCUUU